Messenger RNA from Lathyrus sativus (Indian pea), 1128 nucleotides. The record is from the annotation of a GenBank genome assembly. Lineage: Eukaryota; Viridiplantae; Streptophyta; Magnoliopsida; Fabales; Fabaceae.
AUGGGUGUCUGUUUCGCAUCACUCUCACGCGUACCACCACCCUCAUCCCUCAACAGCCUUCACACUUCAGGGAGUAACGAGAGUACUAACAAAGAUUCAUCAUUGUGUCGGGAAGUGUCAAACUUGAAGGUAUUUAGCUAUGGAGAUUUGAAAAUUGCAACAAAGAGUUUCAAGUCAGAUGCUUUGCUUGGAGAAGGUGGUUUUGGUAAAGUGUAUAAAGGUUGGUUAAAUGCUGAAACACUCGCUCCUGCUAAAGCUGGUUCAGGAAUGAUGGUGGCUAUCAAGCAAAUGAAACCUGAUAGUUUGCAAGGUGUUCAAGAAUGGCAGUCAGAAAUCAACUUUUUAGGAAGUAUUUCUCAUCCCAACUUGGUCAAGCUACUUGGUUAUUGUAGGGAGAAUGAUGAACUUCUCUUGGUGUAUGAGUUUAUGCCAAGGGGAAGCUUGGAGAGCCAUCUAUUUAGAAGAAAUACCAACGGAGAGCCACUUUCUUGGAAAACUCGACUCGAAAUAGCUACUGAUGCAGCUAGAGGGCUGGCUUUCUUGCAUUCUUCAGAAAAGCAAGUCAUAUAUAGAGAUUUCAAGGCUUCUAAUAUACUUCUUGAUGGGAAUUACAAUGCAAAGAUUUCAGAUUUUGGAUUGGCUAAAUUUGGUCCAUCAGGGGGAGAUUCACAUGUGACUACUAGGAUCAUGGGCACAUUUGGUUACGUGGCUCCAGAAUACAUUGCGUCGGGUCAUUUGUAUGUGAAGAGUGAUGUUUAUGGAUUUGGUGUAGUGCUACUUGAAAUGUUGACAGGUUUGCAAGUACUUGAUACAGAAAGGCCUCCAGGGAAACAAAAUCUGGUUGAAUGGAUUAAGCCUUCUCUCUCAGAUGAAAGAAAGUUGAAAAGUACCAUAAUGGAUUGUAGGUUAGAGGGCCAAUAUUCACCAAAGGCAGCAUUAGAAACAGCUAAGCUUAUUCUUAAAUGUCUUGAAUCUGACCCUAAGAAACGUCCUUCUAUGAAUGAUGUUUUGCAGAAAUUGGAAAGUAUAAAAGUUAUAAAGGAUGGAAGGAAGAUAUCCAAGAAUCAUUGCACUAAAUCUGCAGCUAAUAGCUAUGUACAGUUUAGAAAAGAUAAUUUGUCCAUUUAA